Stegastes partitus (bicolor damselfish) is the source of this 3966-nucleotide messenger RNA. It is a transcript of the gene crb1, whose product is annotated as crumbs cell polarity complex component 1. Gene Ontology annotation, biological process: Notch signaling pathway. Gene Ontology annotation, molecular function: calcium ion binding; Notch binding. The record is from RefSeq and is a predicted model, not a curated record. Bases 1 to 3966 code for a protein of 1321 amino acids. NCBI's taxonomy places the organism in Eukaryota, Metazoa, Chordata, Actinopteri, Pomacentridae. The transcript has 13 exons.
AUGGAUUUAAUCCGUUGUCACACUUUUGAGUUACUUGCCUGCACAAUUCUCAUCUCCUCACUGUUUGUGGUGGAUGGUGCAUCCCCCGACAAGCUGCCUCCAUCUGUGGACCUGUGCUCCCCAAACCCGUGCCAAAACCGGGCGAUAUGUCGAAUCCGCGGGGACGGCUACUCCUGCUUCUGUGUGCCGGGUUUCCAGGGGGCUCACUGUCAGAUUGAUGUGAAUGAGUGUGCUUCAGAGCCCUGCAGCAACGGAGCCACCUGUGUGGACAGAGUGGGCAGCUUCUCCUGUCUGUGUUCUCCCGGAUUCACCGGGACCACUUGUGAGGUCCAGAUUGACGAGUGUCAAUCACAGCCGUGUCUCAAUGGCGGCAGUUGCCAUGACUACGCCGGAGGCUACGGUUGCACCUGCCUAUCUGGUUUCCAAGGACACUGGUGCGAAAUCGACAUCGAUGAGUGCCAAGAGCAGCCGUGCCAGAAUGGGGCUCUUUGUAUGGACGGGGUGAAUGAAUACAGCUGCGACUGCUCUCAUACAGCCUUCACCGGCCCACACUGCGGGACGCCGCUGCCGCCGUGCUCCUCUGAACCCUGCUUUAACAGUGCCAUCUGUAAGGACGACCAGGGUAACUACACCUGUGAGUGCUGGCCUGGGUUCGAGGGCCGUCACUGUGAGAUAGACAUCAGCGAGUGCAGCAGCAGUCCUUGCCUGCAUGGAGGCAGCUGCAUCGAGAGGUCAUGGCAGGCUUUGUACGGCAGCGAGCCUCUGCUGCCUGAACACUACGACCAGCGACAGGCUGCAGGUUACGUGUGCAGCUGUCCUCCAGAAACAACAGGUUCCCUCUGCCAGGAGGUGAUCGACCACUGUGAGUCCAGUCCGUGCCAGAAUGGAGGCAGAUGUGAGAGCAGUGCCGGACGCUACGUCUGCCACUGCCUCAGACAGAGUCAUGACGGCGUCCUGUACGGAGGUGUGAACUGCGAUGUGAAGCUGGUGGGCUGUGAGGGCCAUGAAUGUCAGAACCAAGGCUCCUGCUCACCGUUCCUGCUGGACGGGACUCACGGAUACACCUGUUCCUGCUCACCUGGCUACACUGGACCGCUCUGUAAGACCUCCACCACCUUUUCCUUUGAGCGCAGAGGCUACUUGCUGCUGCAGAGUCCCCUGGUGGAUGCCAACUGCAACAUCACCCUGAGCUUUAAGACUGUCCUGCCCAGAGCGGUGUUGUUCCAGAGGAACACCAGGGGACUGCUGCUGAGCCUGGAGCUGGAUGGGGGGGAGCUACGUCUCACGCUGAGCAGAGUGGCCUCGGCAGGGGCUGAAGCAGAAGUCCUCAGCCAGGUUCUGGAGAUUUCGCACAACGUCACAGAUGGAGAGUGGCAUUCUGUAGAGGCUGUGCUCGGAAACUGGCUGCUCAGCCUUAAACUGCUGGAUGAUGCUCGGAGCUGUUCAAGCCAGUCGUGCCACAAGGUGGCCCCAGUCCAAGGCACCCUGGCCGGGCUCGUGUCGUCUCCUCAGAGCACUUUUGUUGGAGGAAUACCUCAGGACUCAAAAGGCCGCAGCGGGCAGUCUGCCCUUCCUGCAUUCAUUGGAUGCAUGCGGGAUGUGUUUGUGGACUGGCAGCUCAUCGUCCCUGAGGAAUGGCUGAGCGACUCCGCUAUUAAUGUGUCCCCCGGCUGCAGCCACAGGGACCGCUGCCUGGAUGUGCCGUGCCAAAACAGAGGACAGUGUGUAAACCUGUGGCAGAGCUACCAGUGCCGGUGCCCAAGGCCUUACGAGGGGCAGGACUGUGAGGAGGAACAUGUGACGGCCCGCUUUGGGAACGAAGACUCUCACAGUUACGCAGCGUUCACUGUCACCGAUGAUCUGGGUCACACGCUCUCCAUCUCCCUCUUCCUGCGCACACGGAGGCAAAGUGGAUUCCUCCUGGCGUUUGCCAACAGCAGCAGCCAGUACCUGCACAUGUGGCUGGAGGACGGCAGGGUCACGGUGCAGCUCAAUAACUUUGAGAGCGUGAAGGUGGAGAGCACGAUCGAUGAUGGAGAAGUCCACUUUGUGAACCUGGAGGUGGCGACGGGUCGUAUGACGCUGUACGUAGCGGCAGAGAAACAGGGCGAGGUGGAGGUGAGGGCUGUGGACGUCCGAGCAGGUGAUACGGUGCAUGUGGGAGGCCUGCUGGAGACGAGGGCGACCGCAGUGUUUGGUGGAUAUUUCAAAGGCUGCAUCCAGGACCUGAGGAUCAGCGACAGGAGGCUGCAGUUCUUCGGGCUGGAUACCUCGGUGAGAUCUUAUCCUCUUGAGCUCAUGGAAAAUGUGACCGCUGGCUGCUCUGGAGACAACACCUGCAGUAGGAACCCAUGUCUAAACGGAGGAAUGUGCUUCUCCAAGUGGGACGACUUCUCCUGCACCUGCCCCCCCAACACAUCGGGGCGCCGCUGUGAGGAGGUCCGGUGGUGCGAGCUGUCGCCCUGCCCCUCAGACGCAGAGUGCAGGAUGCUGAACCAGGGCUACCAGUGUUACUCCAAUGCGACCUUCCUGGACGACAGCACCGUGUUGUCCUACCGGGGAAACGGCCACAUAUCCCGCAACCUCACCAACCUCUCUCUGGACCUGCGCACACGGAAGCGUAAUGCAGCGAUCCUACACGCAGAGAAGGAUUCGGCUUUCAUCACGGUCUCCAUCCAGGAUGGCUUCCUCUUCAUGGAGCUUCAGAGCUCCUCCGCAGGUGGCGGCAAGGUGGAGGAGGAGCAGGAGGGCGUGUCUACGAUCAGCCUAAGCAGCAGGAGGAGUGUCAGCGAUGGAGAGUGGCACAGUGUCCAUUUGUUCAUGGCAGCACCGUGGGCACAAACCUCUCGGUGGACUUUGGUUCUGGAUGAAGACAUAGAGGAAGCCAGCACUUCCAGGAGCCAAGGAGGCAACCUGGACUUCCUCCGACAGGGAGUGGACAUCUUCUUAGGGGGCCUGGCUCCUGAAGCCGGCUGGUCUCUGGCUGGUUGUCUGAGCACCGUGGAGCUGGGCGACAUUGCCCUGUCUUACUUCGGCUCCUCUGAUGUGAACCUCCCACGGCUGCAGGAGGAGCAGUUCAUCCAGACGUCCCCGAGUCCAGCUCUCCUCGGCUGCGGCGGGGCCCCGGUGUGUGAGCCCAACCCCUGUCUGAACGGAGGGGAGUGCCGGGACCUCUUCAACGCCUACAACUGCAGCUGCGCCGAGGGUUGGGCCGGGAGGCGCUGCGACUUCUUCCUGGACACCUGCGCUUCGAACCCCUGCGUUCACGGCAACUGCAGCGUCAACGGGCUGACGUACGAGUGCGGCUGUGAGUUCGGAUACACCGGUGUGGACUGUGAGGAAGAGGUCGAUGUGUGCGACAACCACCUGUGUGCUCACGGAGGCACCUGUCUGCACGGGCCGGACAGGUACGCCUGCCUCUGCCCCGAGAACUACACCGGACCCCUCUGCAAUGAACGCGUUGAAGAAAUUCCAUGGUACAUUGUUGUCAGAAAUGUAAGGCCCAAGUUGCCGGUUUCGGUGUGCGGCGAUGACACCAGAAACUACACCUGCUUCAACGGAGGCAACUGCACCAACCGCGAGCUGUCCUGUGACUGUCCACCAGGCUUCAUCGGCCACCGGUGUGAGCAGGAGGUGGACGAGUGCAAGUCCAACCCCUGUCUGAACGGAGGCUACUGCCGCAACCUCAUCAACAAGUUUGUCUGUGUGUGUGACAUGAGCUACGCUGGAGACAUGUGCCAGACGGACCUGACUUCUGAGGGUCUGACCUCUGACCUCUUGCUGUCCAUCAGCCUGGUGUCCGUCGUCUUGCUGCUGGCUCUCAUCCUGACCUCCGUCGGCCUGGUGGUGGCGCUGAACCGCCGCGCCACCCACGGCACCUACAGCCCCAGCCGGCAGGAGAAGGAGGGAUCGCGGGUGGAGAUGUGGAGCAUCACGCAGCCGCCGCCUAUGGAGAGGCUGAUCUGA